Closterium sp. Naga37s-1 is the source of this 2196-nucleotide messenger RNA. The record is from the annotation of a GenBank genome assembly. Lineage: Eukaryota; Viridiplantae; Streptophyta; Zygnematophyceae; Desmidiales; Closteriaceae.
AUGAGUCGUGAGAGUCAACGCCGGCAACAACGUGAUAGGACUCCCGAACCGCCACCUUCCGUGCCGCCGUCAGGCGGAAUGCAGCAAACUUGGCUUGCCUCCGCCGCCGCGGGAGACGCGGUCGCGGCUUUCACGCGAAAUCCCCUGCAUUUUCUUCAGCAGGCCUCCGCGUCUCCCGCCUCCAUUCUCGGCACGUCUUCCGCCGCAAUGCACGCUCCAGUGCCGUUUCCACCCGCUCAGGCGUCGGCCGCGGCAGGGUUUCGCACGGAGAUGGCUCCCGCGGCGCCGUUUUCGUCGCCGGCAAUCGCGGCGGCGGGCGUGGAACCCGUGCCGUUUACGUCGCUUGCCGCAUCGUCAGCGCUGUGGAGUGCAUUGGCGCAACAGCUCCUGUCGGCGCAACAGGUCUCGUCCGCGCAACAGCUCUCGUCAGCGCAACAACUUUCGGCGCGGGAGCAGCAGCGGAACUUGUCGGUGGAAGCGCUGCGCUCGUCGGCGGAACAGCUGCGGAUGUCGUCCGCCAUCGCCGCAACUUCCGCCGGGAGGGGAGACGGCGGCGGCGUCGCCGAUAGCGGAAGCGGCAGAGACGGCGGCGGUCGCGUCCGCGACGAUGCGACAUCGCAGGGAGUCGCAGCGCUGCGUCCGCCGCCCAGCGGGCGACCGCGGGACGACUCGGGCGAACCGUCGCUUGAGCUGAGCGACUGGCUUACGCGAAUUACUCGAAUCCCUGACCCUUUGGGUGGUCUGCGCAGCGGUAACCCGGUUUCAGGCGGGAACCGGCAUAAUGCUGCCCCUGGUGACUCGUCGACUCCUUCUGCUGGAGUGGUGGACGCGAGAUCGCCGGGUGUGCCGCGGUGGGGAGGAGUGGCAAAAGCAGAGUUGGCAGCAACAGCAGCUGCUAUGGGGCUAGGGGCCCUUGGGGGCCUUCAGCGGCUUCAGGAGUUUCAGGAGAUGAAGGGGAAUCAAGAGGGGUUUGCGGGGUUUGGAGGUGGUGGUGAUUCUUUUGAAGGGCGUGUCCCAGUAGCUACCCUAGAACCAUCGUCCCCUGCUGUUCAAUUCGCGGCAGCAGGGGCCGCAGCAGCUGCUGCAGCCGCCGCCGCUGCUGCUGCUGAUGCCACUACUGUUGCCAGUGCGGAUCCCAUACCUCUUUCUGCAGCAGGCUCGGACUCACUUGGUUCGGCAGAGGUUCGGUUGCCCCCGUGCCUCGCCCAGCAGCGGCUGUUCAGCCUCGGGGGGCCUUCCUUGUCCCCGUUGCUAGACUCAACUGCCUGGCCGCACGCAGGUGCGGCGGAGAACCGACCCUGGAUCCGAGGUUCGGGGCCGCACGAGUGCAAGGUUUGCCACACGCGAUUUCCGACCCUGCAUGCACUGGGCGGGCACCAAAACGGGCACCGGGAAUUACAGCAGCAGCGACAGAAGGAAAAGGCAGCGAAAGCAGCAGCCGCUGCUGCUGGUGCUGGUGCUGGUGCUGGUGGUGUUGGUACUGCUGGUGGUAAGGGUGGUGGAGAGAGGAGAAGCAGGGUGAGGAAGCAGCAGAGCGACAGUGUUGCUGCUGUAGCACCGAGGCAGGGAGACAGUAAAGCCACAAUGGCCAUUGAGUCGACUCAAAAGUCACCUGGAAAGAAGCAGUGCUGCUGCUGCUUAUGUUGCUGUUCCCGCUCGAAGCGACCAGCAGGGGGAGACCGAGCAGAUCACUUCCCACGCCCCGUCCCCUCCAUCCAACGGUCGGAUUUCCAGCAUCCACCGGCUCAGCGGCAGGAAGAGGAGCAGGAGAGGAAGGAGGAGGAGGAGGAGGAAGAGGGAGAGCAGGGAAAGCAGGAGGAGGAGGAGGAGGAGGAGGAGGAGGAGGAGGAGGAGGAGGAGGAGGAGGAGGAGGAGGAGGAGGAGGAGGAGGAGGAGGGGCAGGAGGAGGGAGAGGAGGGGCAGGAAGAGGGAGAGGAGGGGCAGGAGGAGCUGCAGAAGAAAGGAGCCUGCCAGGAAUUUCUGGAGCACAUGCCGUACAGCACCCAGAGCAUCCAGGGCACUCAGAGUACCCUGGCCAGCCAGGGCAGCAGCACGACCAGCACUUCAAGCAUCCCAAGCAGCACUUUGCUCCGGCGUCAGAUCAGGGAGGUGCAUCUCCCUUGGCUGGAGGAGCCCUGCCAGUGCUGCUACCAGAGCAGAAUCCUCUUUAUAGGGAUGUUGCAUCGCCGCAGCUGA